GCCCAUUAACCAGCCCGUCUCUCUCAUCUCUCUGCGCUUCCUCCUCCAAUUUCCGGCGGCAACUAAUCAUCGCCGUCACCGCCUACACUUCGGUCUCUCCUCUCUCUCUACACGGUCGCCUGGCUACCUACGAUCACUACCCGCCGCCUUCUCCUGAUUUUUUCACUUUCUUCCCGGUGUCUCCCUCGUCGUUUAGCAUGUAAGAAAUUUGGGCUCUUUGAAAACUUACCAGUAGAUGUGAAUUUUGAGUUGCCGGUCGGGAAAAGUCUGAUGUUGGGAAUUUUCUGAGAAAUUUGAAGAAAUUAUGAUGAUUGAGGCCUGAAGCUGGGAGGAAAAAUCUGUGUCGUCUCAGCAAUGGCAUUUUAUCGCCUCUCAAGAACUGCUCGGAGCCUCCGCCACCGUCACUCUUCUCUCUCCACCGCCCACACUUAUUAUUUCCAGUCGCCUAUACCAUUGAACGACUCAAGCCGCCACUCGCGUCACCUCUUCCAAGUCUCCGGAUAUUUUCACUCCGACAAUCAAUUUUACAAUGACAGCAAUUCGUUCCGGUCAAUUGGAUCCUAUCACCGCCUUCUCCAGUAUUCAAGCUUUUCCACUGCACCACCCGAUGAGAAACGAGAAGAAUCGAAAAAUUCCAAGGGUAUUGAAUGUGAUCGGUCGUGGAUAGAUGUUUAUUUACCGGAAAAGGCGCGGCCCUACGCUCGGCUAGCGCGGCUGGACAAGCCGAUUGGGACUUGGCUCUUGGCUUGGCCGUGUAUGUGGUCAAUUACGAUGGCGGCAGCUCCAGCGAACCUUCCGGCUAUUAAGAUGAUGAUGCUUUUUGGUACAGGGGCAUUGCUGUUGCGUGGGGCGGGGUGCACCAUAAAUGAUCUUUUAGAUCGAGAUAUUGACACCAAGGUAGCAAGGACAAGGUCGAGACCCAUAGCAAGUGGUGUACUGUCACCAUUUCAGGGACUUUGUUUUCUUGGUUUUCAAUUGCUUUUGGGGUUGGAAAUUCUUUUGCAACUGAACAAUUUUAGCCGUGUUCUGGGAGCUUCAUCUCUGCUGCUAGUAUUUUCAUAUCCUCUGAUGAAGAGACUGACGUAUUGGCCUCAGGCCUAUCUUGGAUUGACGUUUAACUGGGGUGCUUUACUUGGUUGGGCUGCUAUUAGAGGAAGCCUUGAUCUGGCUGUAGUGAUCCCUCUUUAUGCUUCUGGUGUAUUUUGGACCCUUGUUUACGAUACAAUUUAUGCACAUCAGGACAAGGAAGACGAUAUGAUAGUGGGUGUCAAAUCAACAGCCUUGAGGUUUGCAGAUUCAACAAAAGAAUGGAUUUCUGGCUUUGGAGCAGCAUGUAUCGGUAGCCUUGCUCUGAGUGGAUAUAAUGCCAAUCUAGAAUGGACAUAUUACAUAUUCUUAGCUGCUGGAUCAACACAAUUAGCUUGGCAGAUACUCACAGUUGACCUUUCAAGCCGUGCUGAUUGCAACAGAAAAUUUGUAUCCAAUAAAUGGUUUGGAGCAAUUAUCUGCAGUGGGAUUCUUUUUGGAAGACUCUUUUCUUGAUGGAUUAACUUCAGCGGUGGCAGGGUUGAUGGCUUUCCUUAUCUUGAAUACAUUCCAAGCAGUGCCCACACAAUGCCCUGCAGUUGCUAACGCGUGCUCUGUCGCCUCUCCAGCGCUCUCCCCAUACCUAUUUUGUCGUAAACACAGUUGAGAAUAGAAGAUCUGGAAUUCCAUACUAAGCUAGCAUUGGCUUACCUAUUAGUAACGGCUGUUUUAACUGCACCCGAGGUUGCUACCAUUGUUUGCUUUUCAGCAGCCUCAGCUGCGUCUAUUAUUUUGUCUGUGCAUUGACAAUAUAUGAUCACAAACUCAUUGGAAUUGGUAGUAGCAAAUAAAUACAAAGAAACUAGGAAUGAA
Messenger RNA from Salvia splendens (bonfire salvia), 1899 nucleotides. Its product is annotated as 4-hydroxybenzoate polyprenyltransferase, mitochondrial. The coding region runs from base 355 to 1542 and encodes 395 amino acids. The transcript is spliced from 9 exons. Lineage: Eukaryota; Viridiplantae; Streptophyta; Magnoliopsida; Lamiales; Lamiaceae. Gene Ontology annotation, cellular component: mitochondrial inner membrane. Gene Ontology annotation, molecular function: 4-hydroxybenzoate polyprenyltransferase activity. The record is from RefSeq and is a predicted model, not a curated record. Gene Ontology annotation, biological process: ubiquinone biosynthetic process.